Messenger RNA from Porites evermanni, 5696 nucleotides. The record is from the annotation of a GenBank genome assembly. Lineage: Eukaryota; Metazoa; Cnidaria; Anthozoa; Scleractinia; Poritidae.
UACAACUUUUUUUUUCUUUUUUUUCUUACAGCAGCUGCCUUUCAGUAUGACAAUGGCAGCGACCAGAGCAAAUCCCUCAUGAACUUUCUCAGACAUUUUAAUCAGAAUCGUCAUCACGUGGCUAACCCUGAAGGAAAACAGAAAGCACGUGACUUUAUCACGAAAACAUUCAAAGACCUCGGCCUAAUCACGUGGUCAGAGCCAUUCAAACCAGAUUUCCCUCAGGUGAGAUUUAAACUCAGUUUUUAUUGAAUACGCAUUGAUGGUAAUGAUGACUUUUGUGUAUAGGCAAAAAACGUCUUUUUGUAAACACGGCGGCAACACAUUCGAGAUACAUAUUCAUUCAGCGAAUAAUCAACUAAAUGAUGAGGCAAUCAGAACCCUGGAUUAAAUGUUGCAUUGUGCAGGUUGAUUCACAAUAAACCGUUAGUUAGACUUUCUCCAAAACAUCUACUUGUUCCACGGUAGUUUAUUUUAAGAAUGAAUUCUUGUUCUUGCAGAUAUUCUUCAAAAAGGAGUUGAGAUCCCUCGGGUGAUAUAUUUUGCGUAUUCUUGCUAUCCUUUUUAGUCAUUAGUGAACUCGUUCUCAUUUGCUUAAGUUCCCGCGCACUACCAAAACAGUUUUAAAAGUUGCCAAGCCGAUGAUUUGCGUUACGUCCAAUUAUAGUAUUAGUGCCUUUAGUGACUGACGUGAGCCAUGGAAUAUCUAAUUCAUUUUCCAAAUUUGGUCAACCCCAGGUGGAAAAGGCUAUUCACAAAUGGAAAAAUAUUUUGAAUAAGAGAGAGUCGGACUGUAAACUAUAAAAACUAUACAGUCGACUCUCUCUUAACAGACACCUAGUACAAGACGGACACCGAGAACCGUAAAACGGCGGAUACCUAGAGUUGGUCCCUGCAAGUUAUCCCUUUUAUUUGACUCUCUAUAAGACGGACAUCAGGGGUCUGAGACGGUCACUUACUUCCGGUCCCAAAGGUGUCCAUCUUACAGAGAGCUGCCUGUAUUAUAAGCAACAUAGUCAAGAACCUUUUCUUUUCGUAGUAUGCUACUGGAGUCAACAUAAUUGGAAUGCUCUCUGGUACCCUUGCUGGGUCUUCUGAUGACAGGCCGUUUCUGAUUGGUGCACAUUACGAUACAAUGCGCACUACGGCACAUGGUGCUAACGACAAUGGCUCAGGCGUGGCUGCCAUGUUACAAGUUGCAAAACAAAUGGCUACAAGUAAGUUAACAAUUUAUUGCGAGUUUGCGAGAUCCGUAUUUCUAAUUGAAUUAUUGCGGGAUUAACACUACCCCUGAAAAUCCUGGAAAUCUUGUGGAUAUUAAAACUAUUUUCUUCUUGCGCUGGAAAGCGCCAUUAAAAAUUCUCUUUAUUCUACCUCCUUGGACAUUUCUGAAAGUUAAAAAAAUGCCGUCGUAGUGCACCUGGUCAGUGUCUCUUAACCAAAAUUAAUUUUUUUCUCUGUCAAUAUACGGCAUCUAGAAUUUGAGUUCUGGUCCCCAGCAUUUAAGCCUAGAACGGCUCCUAAAAUUUUAUCUUAACAUUUCGGUCCUUCUAAGUUGCACGCACCUGGAAACUGAGACCGAAAAAUAACAUACUAGGUUUAUUAUGUGGGGUGCGUCCUGCAUGCUGCUAAGAUCACCAAUGUCAGACAAGAAUGCACUUUACGGUGAUGAAUAAAAUAUUUAUAAAAACUAAUAAAGAUGGUCAACUUUAGUUUAAACUUUGUAGUUAACGAGAAAGGGCCGUCAAGUCACGGAUACGUUGUUUUGAAAAAACCGGUAGCCCACAGUCUGUGGCCGUUCUUGUGAGACCUUUUUGGGAUUGUUAUGUGAAGCUUUCCCUAUGAAUUGUCACUUGCAAUUCCUGUAAUUUGAAUAAUUUUCUCUUUUUAAAACAGAUUUCCAAAACCUUGCACGCAGUUUUAGUGUCCUGNUGAGAAAGGGCCGUCAAGUCACGGAUACGUUGUUUUGAAAAAACCGGUAGCCCACAGUCUGUGGCCGUUCUUGUGAGACCUUUUUGGGAUUGUUAUGUGAAGCUUUCCCUAUGAAUUGUCACUUGCAAUUCCUGUAAUUUGAAUAAUUUUCUCUUUUUAAAACAGAUUUCCAAAACCUUGCACGCAGUUUUAGUGUCCUGUUUGUGGCGUUUGAUUUCGAGGAGUGGGAAAAUUGUAACGAUACAACGAACUACCCUAAAUGCGCUUGCGGCGAGAUAGACUGUGGAAGCAAAGCGUUUGUUGCAAACUUCACACGCUUUUACAACGGCUCUUUAAAAUCAAACGGAAAGCUUCAGGGAGCGAUAAUUAUGGACACUGUGAUGAACUAUAACAACACUCCAAACUCGCAGAUUUUGCCACCAUCAACGGAACGGUUAUUGCCAGAGGUUUAUGGUAAAAUCAAGGCCGAUGGAUUUCGUGGAGAUUUUCUUGCUGUUGCUGGUCGGUCGGUGGAUGAUGCGGCCUUGAUGAAUGCGUUCUGGUAUCAUUACGGCCGAGUGAAAUCUGGUAAGAAACAGAUCGCGCAUGGAAUUUUAUACGAAGUCGCUGACUAGGUACCUGGCCCGGGUUGCUCGAAGCAUGGUUAGUGCUAACCAGCGUUAAAUACCAUGGAAACCUAUACAAUUUGAUACCUCUUAACCAACGGUUAGCGCUAACCAGGCUUCGAGCAACCGGCCCCUGUAUGCUUAGUUUAUACACAGAUAUGUUGAUUCGGCUAUUUAGCAGCUAAAAACUCCUGGAGCGCAUUACUCAAGCACUACCGACUCCGGUACCAUCGAGUUCUGACUUGCAGCAAAGAUAAUAGAUUUAAAAAGUAUUGUCUCUAAAAGGACGACGUACUAGUGCAAGCCGCGCCUUUGCUAUUGAGAAAAAUGUCAAGGGUUUUGUCCCCAGCAUUCAGUUAAUUUCAGUGAUUCGAAUUUAAUUGAUUGCACAGAAACGUUUCUGAUACUUGACGUCUCAAAAUAAAAUAAGCGGUACAAACAGUUAUUUUCUAGUUAUUCAUACUUGAGUGAAUGAAGCUCUAUUUGAAAAUCUCGGCUUUCUCAGUUCAGUCUCUUCAGACAAUCCACAUAUUUUACUGAUUUCUGAGUCCUUUUUACACUUAGUUUUUAAACAUCAGCAUGUUAGGUGUGCCUCAAAACUCCGUGAAAAAAAAAAACAAACAAAGCUCUCCCCUUUAAGAUGUUUCUAUACAGUUGUUCAGAGGCCAUACCGAUAUUUUUCAAUCGCCUUAAAAGUGGUUUUUUCCUUGUCUGAUCGCUAGUAAAUAGACCUUGUCACGGUUUCGACGCCAUCUUGACGAGUAGGCAAACGUGGGAGAAAUUACAGUAUUUGUAUGAAAAUCUAUUGUCGAAUAAUUUCGGUAAAACGGCCGUUCUGAAAAAAAUUUUAAUUGUAAACUAAAGCUACAAAGCAAAGGAUUGACCUAAAAAAAUUUGGGGGUGUACCUGUGCUAAAUUUCUCCAGAGGCUUGCUUAAGAUUUACCAUAUAUUUGUCUGUAAUUUUCCGGGGACUUUCUUACAGACAAAUGUAUACGAAAUUUAAAAAGUGGUUCUAGGUCUUCUGGUGCAUGUAACGUCCUCAAAUUUUUUCAGUAGAGUCCUUAGGAAUGAAGCUUUAGGUUACAAGUCAUAUUUUUUUCAAAACAGCCAUUUUACGGAAAUUAUUCGAAAUUAUAGAUUCUCAUACAAACACUGUAAUUUCGCACGCGUUUGCCUACUCGUCAAGAUGGCGUCGAAAACCGUGACAAGGUCUAUUUUCACCUGUAAUUGACUAUGGAUUGAAAGUUGUGAAAAUGUAAUUUUAAGUAAAAUCGAUCUUACCAUGACAACAAUAAACAAAAAAAAUUUGAAAUUGAUAAAAGCCCAAUUCUGUGCGAUCUAGACCAGUUACUGAAAAUCCAACACUAGGAACUUAAAGUUUGGUGUUUAGCAAACAAUCUCCGUGAGAAGUAAAAAAUUCUGUAUGUUUGAAUUCGAAUAAAAGAACAAUAUGUUUCAAACCUUAAGUUUUCAAUAGCCGUGAUAGAUUAUUUUAAAAAAACCUCAUUAAUGACUCAAACUAUUCUUAAGUCUAAGUAGCGUCAGAAUGCUGCUUAAUAUCAUACUUGAUGCUAGGAAAUUUUGGUGUAUUUUCGUUCUUGCGAUCUUGAAAACCAACCCGUUUUCUCAUCACCUCUAGGAGUGCACCUUCAUUCAAAAUUUGGACUUUUAGAGCUUUUUUGUAUAUCUCUGAAACGACUCGAACUAAUUUUUUUUUAAAUCUCUUCACAUAAUCUGUAUAAUGUGUUUUAUAAGGUCUUACACUUUCAUUAAGAUUGAUUCUCUGCAACAUCUUAAAAUUUCAAGACAAACUUAUCCUACAAACAUGUCAGAACUCUGCGUUACAACAUUCACUGUUUUGACGUUGUGCUAAUUUUUCCAAAAUAAUGCGAACUAUACAUACCUCCAUGACUACUACAUUUAUAGUUUGAAUUUAUCGCAUCUUUUGAAUGUAAAACAUUGACAAUACUCACGCUGAAAUGUACCAAUUUUUUACUUCUUACGGGGGUUAUUUGCUAAACACCAAACUUUAAGUCCCUAGUGCUGGAUUUUCAGUAGCUGGUCUAGAUUGCUCAAGUUUCCCCUUUUAUCGACUUCGUCUCGGGUUUGCAUCGCUGUCUCGAAUUCUCCCAACCCCUCGAGUGUUUAUCUCAGGCUGUACAAACACAGGAAAAAAGUUUUCUAUUGCUUUUAUAAAAUAGCUUUCCCGAGAAAACGGAAACCUCUUUGUUAUGGCACUGAUUAAAAGAGAAAUUCUUACCAGUCGCAAAGUCGUGUACACGAAGGCUUGCACGCGUAAUCAGUUCUUGUUUUGCAAAAAGAUGCUUUCCAAAAUACGGAUUUUUCUCACUUAAAAUGUCAGCUUAAGCGAAAACAAAGUUGACACCCCUUGUUUGUAAAGGUGUCCCAAGUUUCAGCCGACGAAGGAAUGUGUAAAUAAAAUAAACUUGUCGAGUUUUGAACUCAAAAACUUUUUCAAAUUUGCGCUUGCGUGAUUAGCGCGCGAAAAGCAAAACAUCUUGACGUCACAACCAUGUUUACAUGCUCUCAUGCAAACACUCCUCUCGGCCAAUCAGAGCGCGCGUACUAUCUUAGUUAUUUUAUAAAUCGGUAUGGCCUCUGAAAAACUGUAUCGAAACACCUUAAGAAUGAUUCUAUUUUUUCAGGAGCCCUGUUUUUGUGUGAUUUAAGAUUAAAGCUGUUUUACUAUUUAUUUGUCGUUGUUGUUAUCAGCUAAGUGAUAUUUAGGUGGUCAUUACUUUUCUUCUUCCUUCGCGCAUAUAGCACUAGGGGAUAAAACUUCAAUGUAUCCAGUAAAUCUCCCAUUCCAUGACCAGCCAGACAAGCUUCCACCCUUUUGGUAUUAUGCUUUGGAAGACUUUUUGAGAAGCGACCACGUGUCAUUCUGGAACAACGAUCCGUCCAUGAGCGCCAUCUUCCUGAGUGACACUGCUGACCACCGAAGCUACAUGGUAUCUUGUUACCACCAAGACUGUGACAAUAUCGAUAGGGUGACAAGUGAAAUGCUCCAAUUCUUACAGAAGACAUCUGACUCCAUAGUAGCAGUGGCCAAUGAUGUUACCAAGCUGUCAUGUCCACAGAGCGGAACAAUAAUCCAUAGCUAUAGCGACAACUCAGGUAUUUUAUACACAGAGUAG